AGCCCAGAGCAGUCUUUUGUAAUCACAACAUGAUCUGGUGUGCUGAGCGGCGAGGCCGGCAGGGAGAGGCCGGCAGAGGCCCGGCUCCGGUGGCUCCUGCUUCCCUCUUGCUCUGGCUCCCCUGGGGCUGCUCUGGAAUUUUCUCCGUGCCCGCUGUUGCCAUGCAUUCGGCUGAGCCUCACCGAGCCGAGUCCUCGAUGAGCAGGCAGGAGGAGAAGGAUGCAGAACUGGACCGGAGGAUAGUGGCCCUGCGCAGGAAGAACGAAGCCUUACUGCGCAGGUACCAGGAGAUCCAGGAAGACCGUCGGCAGGCGGAGCAGGGGGACAUGGCUGUGACCACACCAGAGCUUCUCCGACCUGAUGGUCUCACUGUCACCAUCAGCCAGAUCCCGGGUGAGAAGCGGGUGGUCAGCAGGCACUGGGCAAGGAGCACCUUCGGACCCGGAGCUGCCAGAGAGAUGCUUGAGGAUGAGGUCACGGAGGACUGUGUGGGUACUUUCUGCCUGGGCGAGCGGGUGGAGCUGGCGGUGACCCUGGAAAAUAAAGCCAAGGCCAAACGGACCGUAAGUGAAAAGCCCACUAAAGCAAGGAACCCGGGGGCAGAGGGGCCACCUGGAGGGGGUUUGGGCCGGAGCGCCCCCAGACGAACAGCCGUCAGCUCGGAUUCUGCACGGAAGAGUGUGCGGGAGCCCCGAAGUCCUGGUGUGGUCCCAGGCCCAGCUCCCCGAUGGCCAGCGGGAGAGUCCCCCGAGGUGGGCUGGGACUAUGUCCAGUGGAAGCAGGAGCGGGAGCAGAUCGACCUGGCCCGCCUCACCCGGCACAGAGAUGCACAGGGUGACUGGCGCCGCCCAUGGGACCUGGACAAGGCCAAGCCCACGCUACAGGACUACAGCAAGCCGAGGGAAGAGGGCCCAGCCAGGGCAGGUGGCAGAAAGGGUCCCAGGAGCCACCGGAAGCUGCAGCCCCCACCACUGCCCCCUGAUGGGAAAGGUCUGGGUGGGCAUCCUGGCAGACCCUUGGUGGCACCGGCCACAGGCAGCAAAGCCCGUGGCAAGGAGAGACUGACUGGCAGGGCCCGAAGGUGGGAUGUCAAGGAAGACAAGGAGGAGCCCGAGCAACAGGAGGGAAGCCAGCCCAGAAGGAGUCCUGGUGUGGAGGAACAUGUGCGGAAGCAGAGUGGGACAGAGCCCGGCAGAUCUGGAAAUACCCCGGCAACCAGCCCAGCUCCAACAUCCCCAGAGGGGCCAGAGGGGCCAGAGGGGGAGUCAGAAACUUUGAAAGCCAUUUUGGCCCCUAGCCCUCCACAGAAGACUGACCUAGCUCCCCUUGACCUCUCACUAGGAGGGGCUAGGAGUGCUGGGCCUGAGGAGAGUACCUGUGUGCUCAGUCCAAGGCCGGAAGUUCAGGAGAGCCCUGAGUCCUGGCCCGAUGGUUCUGAGCAACCUCUAGGAUGGAACGACCACCAGGCUGAGCUGAGAGUCCAGACUUGCUCUGAGCCACAGAGAGAAGCAGAGGCCUUAGAGCCCAGAGAGGACAGGCCUGGCAAGGCCGGGGCCCAGCAGGGGCUGGCACCAAGAAGCAGGCCCCCUAGAGGAACCAGCCAAAGGGCGAGAGGCACAGGAGGUGUGAGGAGCAGGACAGGGGGUCCUGGCCCUGCAGGAAGAUGCUGAGCAAAGUCCCUGGGAGCUGGGCAGCGGGAUGGGGAAGGAGGAAAAGACUCGGAGUCUUCUGUGUGAUGGGUGUCUGGUAGCCGACGCCUCGUGCCAGUCUGGCUGGGCAGAGUAGAAACUCUUGGCAGGGUGACCACGUGAGGGCAAGCUGCCUUCCUCCCUGGGGUCAUGUGGGUUUUCACGUGCAGCACAGUUUCUGUGCAGGGACCUUGUGUGCCCUGCCCUGGGCCUACUGUCGCCCAGGCCACAGCAUUCUCCACUGUGGCAAGCGAGCAAGGUUUGGUAGCGCCCAGCAGCUGGCUCUUCCUGUUCCCUAUUGGUCUGCAGGGCCGGAUCUCCCACUUGGGUCUAGGCAGCUUCAAAGCUAGCGUGACCAGCCAGGCCUGGGCCCUCCCCCUUGCCUACCU
Molecule: messenger RNA, 2077 nt
Organism: Tupaia belangeri chinensis (Chinese tree shrew)
Lineage: Eukaryota; Metazoa; Chordata; Mammalia; Scandentia; Tupaiidae
Gene: CCDC9B
Product: coiled-coil domain containing 9B
Source: RefSeq, a predicted model, not a curated record